Aedes albopictus (Asian tiger mosquito) is the source of this 2634-nucleotide messenger RNA. Its product is annotated as liver carboxylesterase 1F. Lineage: Eukaryota; Metazoa; Arthropoda; Insecta; Diptera; Culicidae. The transcript is spliced from 5 exons. The coding region runs from base 422 to 2632 and encodes 736 amino acids. The record is from RefSeq and is a predicted model, not a curated record.
GAUCCUCAUCGGUUGGAUGACUUUUUCCCGUGUGGGUCGGUUGGCUGGUCACCAUCGAGAUUCGAGACUGGAGUUUUCAGUUCAGUUCUAAUUCGGUGCCGGUGACGAGUGGUUGAUCGCUGCGGGUGUAGAUCGCGUGUCAAGUUUUGAAAACUGUUAAAUAGCUGUGUGGAUUAAGCCUCGAUUUAAGUCUGACAUUGAUUAAGUCAUCAUCUCAGAAGAGUGGAAAAGCGGUGCUUCAGUUGCCGUGACCUUGGAGCCUUGGAGUCGAAGAAAUUUGUUUGUUUUCUCAACGAGGAGGUGGUGGUGGAGCUUCUCUACUGGAGACGACGAGCAACAGAGGUGGGAUCUGCCGUCAGCAUGUCGAACCUAAUCAGGUCCAACGUAUUAUCAAUUGGAGAUCGUUGUUAGUAGCAAAGUCAUGAUCGUGGUUAGAUCAUUGCUGUACAAGUUUGCGCUAGGAAUACUACUGCUAGCGACGCAUGAUGCGGUAUGGGCCCAGAUUCAGGACGUCACCAUUGUUCUCAGUCAGGGGACGAUCGUCGGGCUCAAGGUCUUCCCGGAAACAUCCCGAAUACCGGUCUUCACCUAUUUGGGCAUCCCAUACGCGAAGCCUCCACUGGACGACCUUCGCUUUGCAUCCCCUCAGCCGAGUCCAGGAUGGAAUCGAACCCUGUACGCUCGAGACUUCAAACCAAUCUGCCCGCAGCUAGAACACAACAGCUACGAUGACGUGGACUCCCAAGGCCACUACAAGAUCCGUGAAACAAGCGAGGAUUGUCUGUACCUGAACAUCUGGAUGCCGGAGACGGCCAUCCGAUACGGAGGCUUCCCGGUACUAGUCAUGAUCACCGGUGAAGAGAUGGCCUUUGACUGGUCAAUCAAUCGGGCUACAGGUCUGGAUCUCGCGUCGGACGGGAUCAUCGUAGUCACGGUCCAAUACCGGACGAAUGUGUUCGGAUGGCUAUCCCUAGGACAGAGGUACGCUUCCGGGAACCUCGGACUUCUCGACCAGCAGCUGGCCUUGGUUUGGGUCAAGGACAACAUUCAAAAAUUUGGAGGCGAUACCAACAGGAUCACUCUGCUGGGCCAUGGAACAACCGGCGGACCAAAUGUGAUGACCCACAUGGUCAGUCCCAUGGCACGAGGGCUGUUUUCCAAGGCUAUCAUCAUGUCCGGUACUAUUUUCUCGCCGUACUCCCGAGUAAACACAGAUCGCAGGUUAUCCGAUGAAAUCGUAAAAAUCCUGGCCUGCAAUUACGACAUCGGACGCAACGUGCUCAAAUGCCUUCAGCAGAAGAGCGUCCAUGACCUUCUCAAGGCUUACGAGUACGUCUACCGCAAUGGAAACUAUACCAUCAACCUGGGUCCAAUUGUGGACGACUAUUUGCCCGCGAUGGAACGGUACGUCAUGGACGACCCACGGGUGCUGUUCGCGUCCAAGUCGUUCAUCAUCGAGGAUAUGCCGAUCAUGUUCGGAAUUACCAGCAACGAAGGGGGCUUCAUGCUGAACAGGUGGCUUGACUUUGCAAAGCAGGGGCAGGACUAUCUGCGGAAGUACGUCAACGAGACGUUGGUGCCGAACAUUUUGGAGCAGUACGAAUUCGACGGCUUUGGACGGAGUCAGAUCCGUGAAACUAUCAACUGGCGAUUCUUCGAUCAGAUCCCGGAUACCACAGCACAUCUGCUCCACUCAAUCAUCAAGCUGACCACGGAAACCAAGUUUGAAAUUCCGUUCUACAAAACCCUGGAGGUCCUCAGCCUAACCUCAUCAGACCCAGCCGACCAGGAUCUCUCAAAAAACGACGACCUGCUUCACCAACAAGCCCUACGAGGAGGUGGUAACUUGUACGUCUACCUCUUCCAUCACUCAAACUCGAUGGAUAUGCGAGGCAAGAUCAACUACUUCGGUGGAGCGUCGCACUCCUCCGAUCUGCCUUUCCUGAUGGGACCCAGCCUGUUCCAGGAGAUUGGCCGGAAACGGCUGUCCCAAUCCGAGGAUAAGCUCUGCAAGAAAAUUCGAGCCUUGUUCACCGAGUUCAUCAAAGUUGGUGAUCCCACGCCUGGUCGUAAGAUCGACUCGUGGCAACCGUACACCAACAAUCUCAAGUACAUCAAGCUGAUCUCCACGCGAGCGGAGAGUCUUUUCCAGAACGACAAGCACAGUCUGGAGACCAACUUCGAAGACAACAUCAAAACUAUCGAAAGUAAACUGCUGAACACCAACCAGGACGACCAGGCCCCUAGCCCGGAGAACCCCUACCUCUUGGGUCACAUCAACCUCGAAGACCAAGAGAGCUCUCGCUCGUCCAAGAGCGCCAUCUACCUGGACAAUACCAAAGAUUCCGAAUACUUCCACUACCUGCGACGGCUCGACAGCUUCUGGUACGGAUUCCUACCGAAGCUGUCCCACAUUAUGAAUGCCACCGAUCAAGAACGGCUCCGGAACCGCCGGAUCGACUUGAUCCUCGAAGAAGAGCAGGAACUCUUCCGCGAGUCGUCAGAAGCGUCCCGCUACAAGCAUGCCUUCUUCUCGAUGCUGACCCUAGUCUGCAUGCUUCUGGCCGUCCUGUGCGUCUGCGUCUACGUCCUGAAGAAGAACACGAACACCAAUUUCACCAAUAUCUUAUGACA